This is a messenger RNA of Chrysochloris asiatica (Cape golden mole), 1155 nucleotides long. Its product is annotated as olfactory receptor 7G2-like. The transcript is spliced from 2 exons. Bases 1 to 1155 code for a protein of 384 amino acids. Gene Ontology annotation, biological process: G protein-coupled receptor signaling pathway. Lineage: Eukaryota; Metazoa; Chordata; Mammalia; Afrosoricida; Chrysochloridae. Gene Ontology annotation, cellular component: membrane. The record is from RefSeq and is a predicted model, not a curated record. Gene Ontology annotation, molecular function: G protein-coupled receptor activity; olfactory receptor activity.
AUGACCAGUUUUAUACAGGAACCUAGUAUUUCAUUCAGACCUUCUGUCUUUCCUGAAGAUCUAUCUUCUAUCUUCUACAUCCAAAAUAGAUGUCAGACAUCAUUCCUCAAAGAUGCCAGUCAGACAACUUCGAAUUAUGCUCCUGGUGCUGCUUAUGAUGCAGAAAGUAUACACUUAACUGAUUUGCUACUCCAUCUUUCUACCAGAUUCAUCAAUAAUGUAGAACCAAGGAACCAAACAGGUGUUUCAAAAUUCAUUCUCCUGGGAAUAACAGAGGAUUCAGAAUUGCAGCCCUUCAUCUUUAGCCUCUUUCUCAUCAUGUACCUGAUCACUGUUCUUGGAAACUUGCUCAUUGUCCUAGCAGUAUGCUCUGACUCCUACCUGCACACCCCCAUGUAUUUAUUUCUCUCCAAUCUAUCUUUUAAUGACAUCUGUAUAAGCACAACCACCAUCCCAAAGAUGCUGGUGAACAUCUUGACACAGAAUCAGAGCAUCACUUAUACAGGUUGCCUCAACCAGAUAUUCUUUGUCGUGGCUUUUGGUAGUUUUGAAAAUUUCAUCCUUGCAGUAAUGGCCUAUGACCGCUAUGUGGCCAUUUGCCACCCAUUAAGGUAUACUGUCAUCAUGAACACAUGCUUCUGUGGCCUGAUUAUUCUAUUUUCUUUGUUAAUUAGUAUAGUUAAUUCCUUACUUCACAGUCUGAUGGUUUUGCAUGUGUCCUUCUGCACAAAUCUGGAAAUCCCUCAGUUCUUCUGUGAACUUACUCAGGUCCUUAAGCUUGCCUGUUCAAGUAUUCUCAUCAACAACAUCUUGAUAUACCUCGUGUCUUUCAUAUUUGCUGGUAUUCCUCUUUGUGGUAUCAUGUUUUCUUAUACUCAGAUUUUCUCCUCUGUUUUGAAAAUGUCAUCAGCAUCUGGAAAGUAUAAAGCUUUUUCCACCUGUGGGUCUCACCUCUCAGUUAUUUCUUUAUUCUAUGGGACAGCUUUUGGUGUGUACCUCAGUUCUUCAUUCACACACUCUCCCAAGAAGACAGCAGUAGCUUCUGUAAUGUAUCUUGUAUUCCCUCAAAUGAUGAAUCCUUUUAUCUAUAGCCUGAGGAACAAGGAUGUAAAGGUAAGCCUGAGAAAAGUCCUUGGUAGGAUACCUUCUUUAUAG